This is a messenger RNA of Symbiodinium sp. CCMP2456, 642 nucleotides long. Lineage: Eukaryota; Dinophyceae; Suessiales; Symbiodiniaceae. The record is from the annotation of a GenBank genome assembly.
AUGUCCCCAAACCCCAAACCCAGGAAGUUGGUCGGCUUAGUCAACAAUGCUGGAGUCUCCCGACACCUCAUCUUCGAGUACGAGAAAUUGGAGGAAGUCAUGGCGCUGUACAACGUGAACGUCUUCGGCGUUUACCGCGUGACCCAGGCCUUCUUGCCCCUCCUCCGUGCCAGCGGUGCGGGCCGCGUGGUCAACGUGGGAUCUGUGGCACCGACUCUGCCAACCAGCGGCUACAGUAGCUACGCAGGAUCCAAGAACGCCCUGGAGUCUAUUAGCGAUGUGCUGAGGUUGGAGCUUGCGCGCUACAACAUGUCGGUAAGCCUUCUCAAGCCUGGCAUGGUCCACUCGGCACUACAUGGCAAGAUCUCAGGCGGCAACGCUGCUUGGCGCCGAGCCGAGGACCUGGAAGGCUUCCGUGCGGAAUGGGGCGAUUGGGCAGACCGCUUCGAGGACCAGCGGCGAGAUCGCGAAGCCAAAGCGGAUGGAGCCGAGGUAACGACCGAGGCCAUACGCCAUGCUCUCCGCUCCGAGUAUCCGCAAACACGGUACGUAGUUGCAAACGUGCAUGGUAUCCCGUGCCAAGUCCUCGCCUGGCUAAUGUGGCUGCUGCCGGAUCGAGCUCGGGAUAUCGUGCUCUCCUAG